AAUCCCUUCACGCUCCACUUUGAGAAGGAACGACUCACCUUUAUUACUUGCGCACUGCACCGAUCCCCACCUUUCGUUCACGCCGAACUCAAUCAGGACCCCUCGUUUUGCGCAGAAAGUUUGCGCUGCAUGCUUCCACCUCUGCGACGGUUACUGAAAGCUUUUCUGCAGCUUUCAAUUCUCAUCUCAGCUAUUAUCGUAGUUCCGAGAUCCUGGAAACCAUCAACAAGUUCAAUGUCACCCUCACAAUCACCUGACGAAGUCGCCUCUGCGCUACUCGCAAAGAACGGCCUCGAAUUGGUGUCUGUAUCACUGCUGCAGUCUCUUUGGGCUGGAUAUGGACAGAUAUGUCGCCUGACUGCAGCUGAGGCCCAGGCAGUCUCUACCAGCACGUCUCCAAGGAUGCACUCCUUGAUUCUCAAAUUGAUCACACCACCGCCCACGAGAGCUCGGGAUGAAGGCCACACCAGGAAGAUCUUGAGUUACCAAGUCGAGCAAUACUUCUACAGUCAUCUGGCGCCUCAGCUACCUGCUUCUGUACAUGUUGCAAGGUGUCUGGCGAGCAUCAAUGAGCCCCACUCACAUGGAACCUCCACCACGGCCAUGAUUCUCAACGACCUGAAGCAAGACUUCCCCGUGGCUGGCGAGAAGCGAGGCGCACUGUCGCCAACUCAAGUUAAUGCUGCACUGGACUGGCUCUCUGGAUUCCAUGGUUUCUGGUGGUCCCAAGCGAAAGGCUUUGAUCGCGCACAGUUAGUACUGCCACCUUUAGAGGAGGUCACACACGACAGUGAGGGUGCGGCAGAGAAGUCUGUCUGGCUGAACGGGGGCUACACCUACCUUGCCACUAGACGCAGCGAAUACAACGGUCUGGUGAAUGACGACGAUUCAGAGUGGACGGAGCCGUUGGCAGUACCAUUGAAAGGCCAAACGCAGUCGCUCUCAGAACUGGUUGCUGCGUUCCUGGCCCCAUCAAGAUCCGGUCAAAGUCCCAUCGAAGACUAUCAAACACUGAUCCACGGCGACGUGAAAUCAGAAAACCUUUUCACCAGCCAGUCUGGAGAGCAAGUGGUUUUCUACGACUUCCAGUACACCGGCCUUGGUCUCGGAGUCUGCGAUCUAGCUAAGCUAUUCACUUGUUCCGUGCCACUAAGCAUGUUAGUUACCGACAACAACAUCCCAGAUGUCUUAGAAAUGCAAGGGGGCGAAAGAAAGCUAUUGCAAAGAUACUGGUUGGGGCUGAAGCAUACGAGCAACAAAGAGUAUGACUGGGAGACAUUCAUCCAGCACUGGGAGACUGCGCUCGUCGACUGGCUGCGGUUUCAAGCGAGUUGGGGCUUUUGGGGCAACACUGAAUGGUUGGAGGCGCGUGUCAGAGGUAUUCUGCAGGAUCGACAGUGGCGAGACACACUGUUGAAGUCAGUGGGUACGAAAUAGUAUAAGGAAGACGCGGUGGGUCAAGCGAAUACCAUCGGCUGAUGCGCCCCACCUACCCCUCACUUCAAAGCUCACUGGCAUGUUUCACACUUUGAGAUCGUAAUACACGAAGGAGUAUGGCAG
This is a messenger RNA of Didymella exigua CBS 183.55, 1560 nucleotides long. RefSeq lists its product as uncharacterized. The record is from RefSeq and is a predicted model, not a curated record. The coding region runs from base 130 to 1437 and encodes 435 amino acids. NCBI's taxonomy places the organism in Eukaryota, Fungi, Ascomycota, Dothideomycetes, Pleosporales, Didymellaceae. The transcript has a single exon.